Messenger RNA from Ochlerotatus camptorhynchus, 6590 nucleotides. It is a transcript of the gene Pi4KIIIalpha, whose product is annotated as phosphatidylinositol 4-kinase III alpha. Gene Ontology annotation, biological process: phosphatidylinositol-mediated signaling; phosphatidylinositol phosphate biosynthetic process. Gene Ontology annotation, molecular function: 1-phosphatidylinositol 4-kinase activity. The transcript is spliced from 15 exons. Gene Ontology annotation, cellular component: plasma membrane; cytoplasm. Lineage: Eukaryota; Metazoa; Arthropoda; Insecta; Diptera; Culicidae. The coding region runs from base 53 to 6316 and encodes 2087 amino acids. The record is from RefSeq and is a predicted model, not a curated record.
AUUCGAGUGGUGUUGAUCGUAGAAAUAUAAAAUUGGUGAAAAACCACAGAUUAUGCUUGGAAAUGAUCGUUUUUCUUUCCAAAAAACGGUGCAUUGCUUAGCACGAGUGCUUGCCCGUAUAAAACCGACACCAUGGGAUAAGGUUCAAACAUUGUUCAGAUACUGUCCACAGGAAAAUGCAGCCGGAGUAUUCUGUCUGGAUUCCAGAGCUCAGGAUGCUGUUAUUGCCCUGGGCCUCUAUUUCCUGGAAAGUGGCUAUCAGUACGAGAAGGAAAUUAUCCCGUAUCUACUAAGGCUUUCGAAAGCCUUGCCCAAAGCCGUAUGGAUCGAUGACGUCAAGCUGAACAAAAUCGAUAAAAUUCCUAUCGCGGAAAAGUUUUGUUUCUGCUUGAACAGCUUGCUCUCAGACAUCGCCGUUGGAUGCCCGGAAAGUCGUGAUGAAAUCAUUGUCAAUCAGGUUGAGGUGUUGACCGUUCUGACGAACAUGAUAAAAGGUAACAGGGAAAGCAAUAGCCUACCACCGAUUAUACUGUGUAAAGCCACGGUUCCACUCUUGCUUGGAUUGGGACGUUCCAUGGGGAGGUAUGCGACCGGUGAUCCCCCAUUGCUGUGUCGUCUGUUUCCCCGAAAUGAAAUACCAUCACCGAAAUCGCAGGAAACAUCACUCAACGUCGAUUCCAAGUCGAGCAAUACCAUAAGCCAUUUCAGGUCCAUCAUCCCAAGAUCGAUGUCCGGUAGCUUAACGGCCGAGUUGACCGAAGAAAAAUCACCCAAAAAUAACGCCAAGAAACUGAACUCCUAUUAUUCGGUCCCGUACGAUCCGACGACGUACUUCUUUGCCAAGUAUGGGUCCAGCUUCAACCAGUUUCCCAACAUGCGUUUCUGUGAUACACCAGAGAAGAAAAAUCGUCUUCAGUUUCCGAUUAAUCAUCUGCAGACUAUAUUUGCGCUUGCGAAAAAGCUUCUUACCAAAGAGACCUUGGAACACUUGGAUGAACAGGCGGGUGAUAUUUAUUCACUGCAUCAAAUCAAACCAUAUGGAUACAAGAGUGUCUCAGAAACAAUAAAUCUGGUUAUGGUCACUCUGCUGAGGGAGAUUUUACAGAACCAGACAGAUCUUCCGACACCAUUUACCAAAGAUGUACAGGAAUUUGUAAAACGUCUAUUUUUGAUCGGACAAACUGAAUUGCAGAACAAGCAGCACGACAGCACGGUGGACAAGGUGAAUGAUCCAUCCAACAUAGUUGUCAACAAGUACAAGAUUAAUGUGAUGGCAAAUGCGGCCUGUGUCGAUUUGUUGGUGUGGGCUAUCGGUGAUGAAACAGUGGAUGAUGACUAUACUCUAUCUUCACUGCAACAGAGUUUGUCUUGUUUGCUGGAGCUAGAGGCCGAUAAACUUUGUAGUCGCCUAUACCAAAAACUAAACUCAGUGCUAGGACACAAAGUGGUUAUGGAUCAUAUGCCGUUGUUGAUGGUUUGCCUAGAGGGCUUGGGUAAGUUAGCACAAAAGUUCCCAAACAUUGCCGGAACAUCAAUUUCGUAUUUGCGAGAUUUUCUCGUCGAUCCAAGUCCCAUUCUGACGAAGCUUCACGCUCAGUCCCAAGCGCAGAAUAAGAAGGAAAAGGAGAACGCCCCCUUCAGAAUUGUUGUUCAAGGUUCUGACUUCAAAGCAUUUGACCAGCAACCGAAUCAACGGAAGGGUCUCACCAAAUCAGCUCACGACGCUUUUGAAGCACUGAGGGAUGCCGCUAUUGAGAACCUUUCCAUCGCCCUCAAGGCCGCGCACGCACUGGAUCCCUAUUGCGUUCCAGCCUUGGUGGCCAACGUAUCGAAUCGAUUGUUCACAGUAGAAAAGCAGGAAAGCGAAUCCAGUCUAGUUUCGUUGAAUAUAAUUGUCAUGCUGGGUCACGUAGCGGUUGCCUUGAAAGACACUCCGAAAACAACCAACAACAUUCUACAGUUCUUCAUUCAGCGUUUCUGCAAGGUACCUUCGGAACAAAAUGUGCUUAUCGUGGACCAGCUAGGAUGUAUGAUCAUCUCCAAGUGCGAACCGCAAGUCUUUGAGGAAAUUAUGAAGAUGUUUUCGCGGGUGACGGUGCAAGCGGCAUCCUUGGCUUAUUCCACCAACCCGGAACAGAGGAAAUCCUACCACCACGUGUCGGAUGCAGUGGUCAAUGCGUUGGCCAACAUUGCCGCCAAUAUCCAAGGAGAGUUGGAGAUGUUGGAUUUGCUCGGAAAGCUGUUGGAAUUGUUUGUACAAAUCGGUCUAGAAGGUGAGCGUUCGUACGAUAGCACCUCCGGUGCACAGAAGGCCAGUUCCAGCGCUGGAAAUUUGGGUAUGCUGAUUCCUGUGAUUGCGGUUCUUGUGAGACGUCUACCGCCGAUCAAGAAUCCAAAGCAACGACUUCAUAAGCUGUUCAAAGACUUUUGGUUGUACUGUGUAGUAAUGGGCUUCACCAAUGCUCGAUUGUGGCCAUCGGAUUGGUAUCAGGGAGUUCAGCAGAUUGCGGCGAAGUCACCGUUGUUGAUAUCACAAAUAGCUCACCGGUCAGAGAUGCGUGAAAUGAACUACACUUCUGCUAUUCGUUCAGACAGUGUCAGUUUGAACGAACUUAGAAGUCAAAUUUUGGUUUUGUUGGAUCAUCCACCGGCCGAAAUAACUGCAUUCAUAAAUAAACUCACCUUUGCCCAAUGUACGUACCUGUUGAGUGUAUAUUGGCUGGAAAUUUUGCGUGUUGAAAAUGCUUCUGAGCCCAGCUUAGAACCAAUACUGAAUUAUCUUUGUGAUAACGCUCUUCUGAAGGAUAAGUACGGCAUGUGGCAAUGUAUACGAUGUAUUGGCGAUCAAGUCUUCGAAAAGUUUCGAAGUGUGCUCCUGGCACAGGAUUCCGUCCGCGAGAAGGUUCUGGAAUCACAAGCUAUGCUGUUGUUGGUAUAUUUCAAUCACAUUCAUAAGCAAAUUCAGCUUGUAGCUGAUCAGUACUUGUCUCAGUUGGUUGACAAAUUUCCACAUUUACUCUGGAAUCGUAAAGUACUUUGGUGUAUGCUAGACGUCCUUCAACUUCUAGCCUUUUCACUGACACUCGAUCCGAAUGAAGAAACUCCAACGUUGAGAGUCGCUUCGACGCCCUACACUCUACAGCUGAUGGAUAGCCUACCGGCCAGAGAAAGUCGUGUCAAGGACUUUGCCGAUCGUUGUCAAGGUAUUGUUAGCGAAGCCAUGAAGUGGGCCCCAAAGUCCACCAGAAGUCAUCUCCAAGAGUACCCUAAUCAGGUACCUACGACAACCCUAUCGAAUCACAGUGGAUUAGCCCUGGCUGUCGAUUCCAUUCUACACACAUGGGUGACAAAUGCCAGCAUACAAUCUACGUCGAAACGACCGCAUUGCGUCAACAGUGACACGUCCAAGUUCGUGUCGGUACUAUGCUUGCGUAGCAAAUACGCAGGAGAAAUAUCCGGAUUGUUAUCAGUAUUGGAAGAUGAGGAAAAGAAGGGCUUAGCUGAUCGUUUGGUGAAAGAUAUCUGGGACGCUUGUGGUGAGAAGAGCGAUGCCAAGCAUCGUGGUGCCCUUUGGAGAGCUACGGCAUAUCUGAUCCUUUGUUCCAGUGCUAAUAGAAAGUUACUGCAUGCCAUAUCAUCAUCGCAAGUACAACUUUUUACAGAAUCUGCCAUGGAAACGGCAGUAGAGUGUUGGCAAUGGAUUCUUACUGCUCGACAGGACCUUGAACUAUGCUUCAUUCAAGAGAUGGUAACUGCUUGGCAGACAACUUUCGACAAAAGGAUAGGAUUGUUUACGGAAGAAAUUGACAUCACCAGUCCUCUGGCGGCAUACGAAAGUUGCAAGCUGGUUCCCAAACCCAUAGUCGUGUCGCCACAUUUAAUUUGGUUACAGCUGCUUUCUGAGAUGGUUGAUACGGCCAAAUAUUGCAAUCGUGAUAAGGUUGAAAUGUUCUGCAUGCUGCUACAUCGUUGUCUUCCAUUAAGUCCAUUCAAAAUGACCAGACACAUCUCCACUGUUGGUUGCCGUUUCAAGCUUCUCCAGUGCGGAUUGUCCCUUCUCCAAGGGAAUACAAUUCCCAAAUCACUGGCUCGAAAUAUCUUGAGAGAACGGAUCUACGCCAAUGCCUUGGAUUACUUCUGUGGACCACAACUUUGUCCAAGUCAUUCCAGAGAAGCUCUACUGGAGGAUAUAUCCAUUUUACUCAAAUUUUGGCAAACGAUGAGAAGUGAGAAGAAACACUUGGUCGCUUCGGAAGUUAGCGACUACGACUUGAACCCAACGUCUCAGAAUCUGUCUGUAAACAAAUCAUUGGAUACAGCUUCCCUUGCCGGAAGCGAAGUAGCUCGUUCCACUAGUAGUGGAAACGCUGGGUGGUACAACACUAUUCCUCAUUCAACUUCAACCCUGUCCAAACGAUCGACUCGCAUCAAGCGUCCACCCUAUCAGAAGGAUGCUUAUGACAAAGAUUACAUGAAGAAACGAAACCUAAUUCUGGAACUACUAGCCGUUGAAAUUGAGUUCAUGAUCAUUUGGGCUAAUCCGCUUUCAACCCCGGAGCUACAGAUAGCCGGCGAAGAGUCUGUUGCAGAAUGGCGAGCUCGUCCAGUAAAGUUGAACGUUUGGCGUGACUACACUCGACUUGCCUGGUCGUAUAAUCCCGCAUUGGCCAUUUUCCUGCCGCAACGUAUACGAAAUGCUGAAACCAUUGAAGACGAAGUCACUCGUCUGGUUUGUUUGGAUCCUCUUGCAGCAAUUCACAUUCCGGAAGCACUGAAGUAUCUCGUCACCACAAGAACGCUACUCAAUGAAUCUCCGGAACUGGUUUACAUGCUGACCUGGGCCCGUGUGAAUCCCAUUCAAGCGUUGUCUUAUUUCUCCCGUCAAUAUCCAACCCAUCCACUAACUGCACAGUACGCCGUUACGACCUUGAACUCGUAUCCUGCUGAAGCCGUUCUUCCGUACAUUCCACAAUUGGUCCAAGCAUUGCGACAUGAUACGAUGGGAUAUGUGGUAGAAUUCAUCAAGCAUAUCUCAAAACGAUCUCAGAUUGUUGCUCAUCAACUCAUUUGGAAUAUGCAAACCAACAUGUACAUCGACGAGGAAAUGCAUCACAAAGACCCUGUUCUAUAUGAUGGUCUGGAAGCGUUGUCGCAGAACAUAAUCGCAUCCCUGUCUGGGCCUGCAAAGCGAUUCUAUGAGCGUGAAUUCGACUUCUUCGGCAAAAUCACAGCCGUCAGCGGAGAGAUCCGUUCCUUCCCCAAAGGUCAGGCUCGAAAGAAGGCCUGUUUGGAUGCGCUCAGUCGAAUCAAGGUACAGGCCGGAUGCUAUUUACCCUCCAAUCCGGAAGCCAUGGUACUUGAUAUUGACUACAACAGUGGUACUCCGAUGCAAAGCGCAGCUAAAGCUCCAUACCUGGCACGGUUCCGGGUGCAUCGCUGUGGAAUCAACGAGCUAGAAACAAUGGCUAUGGAAGUGUCCAACAAUCCCAACAAUCAGCUCGACGGGCCGAAGCUAAGUUCGAUGGGACCGGAAACCUGGCAGGCUGCGAUCUUCAAAGUUGGUGAUGACGUACGUCAGGAUAUGUUAGCGCUACAAGUAAUCUCCAUUUUCAAGAACAUUUUCCAACAAGUUGGCCUCGAGCUGUUCCUUUUCCCAUAUCGAGUUGUUGCCACUGCUCCAGGGUGUGGCGUAAUUGAAUGCGUACCGAAUGCAAAGUCACGUGAUCAACUCGGACGGCAAACCGACUCUGGCUUGUAUGAGUACUUCCUGCAUCAAUAUGGCGAUGAAACAUCGAAGGAAUUCCAAGCAGCUCGUAGCAACUUUGUGAAAUCAAUGGCUGCCUAUUCGGUUAUUGGAUAUUUACUGCAAAUUAAAGAUCGUCACAACGGAAACAUUAUGAUCGACAAAGAUGGGCAUAUUAUUCAUAUCGAUUUUGGUUUCAUGUUUGAAUCGUCUCCCGGAGGCAACAUUGGCUUCGAACCCGAUCUCAAACUUACGGACGAAAUGGUAAUGAUAAUGGGUGGAAAGAUGGAAGCAGCACCUUUCAAAUGGUUCUGCGAUCUGUGUGCCCAGUCGUUCCUCGCCAUUCGCCCAUAUCAGGAUGCAAUAGUAACACUAGUUUCUCUGAUGCUGGACACGGGAUUACCCUGCUUCCGGGGGCAAACCAUUACGUUACUGAAGCAAAGAUUUGUGCCAACUAAGAAUAACAAGGAAGCAGCCGCUCACAUGCUGGCUGUCAUUAGGAAUUCAUAUCAAAAUUUCCGCACAAGGACCUAUGAUAUGAUCCAGUAUUAUCAAAAUCAGAUCCCAUAUUAAAAAGUUUGGCAUAUAAUAGUAGUGGCUGCACGGUAAAAGACUUGACAAAAGUAUUCGGUAACAUGUUGACAAAGUCAUUUUUAAAGGUGGAUGGACAAAUUUCGGGCAUUCGACGCGGGGUCAGGUUUAGGGAUUGCAUUGUGUAAUUUAUUUAUUCCGGACAAAAGCUUGUAGAUGUGGUAUAUGUGAUUAUAAAUAUAGUCAAAGUUAAUCUAAUUGUUAAAUAUUUGUUGAAUGGUAUUAUACUAAAUUAAAUAUCAAUGGUAAAAGGAAA